Manihot esculenta (cassava) is the source of this 4146-nucleotide messenger RNA. Its product is annotated as protein FAM91 homolog. The record is from RefSeq and is a predicted model, not a curated record. Lineage: Eukaryota; Viridiplantae; Streptophyta; Magnoliopsida; Malpighiales; Euphorbiaceae. The transcript has 12 exons. The coding region runs from base 531 to 3512 and encodes 993 amino acids.
GUAAACCUUAAGAAUGAAAGAAGCCUCAAGCUUCAAGCCUGAGACACAACACAAUCAUAGUCAAAUAUUCAAGAGCUCUCAUUACAGGCAGGCACGCAAGUUUAAUCCUGAGACUAGGUCCGUUUGAAAUUAAAAGCUUCUCAAUUUACACCAAAUCGACUUUUGUAAUUUAUUUUGUCCAAAUCUCGUUUUGUUCUUCUCUUCCUACCAAACUCUCUCUUCAUUUUAAAUCAGGACAGCGACUCCACAGACAACGCUCAACACUUUAGCUGAAGAGGGAGAAAACGGUAACAAAUAGAGAAGUUGAAGCUUCACCAUUCUCAAUCCUUCGUCUACCAACGAAGUCAUAAGAAAGGGAGACUAGAUCGGAAAGUGGAGACUCGUUUGAUUUCGCCUGAUGAGUAAGAAUUCCAGCUUGUGGUAGGCGCCAAGGUGACCACUGAACAAAAGCUGACCUCUCUAGCAACCUUCAGUGGGAGCAACCGGUGGAGGAGGCAACGACGGCGUUGACGAUCGAGUGAAUUGCCACUAUGCAGCGAAUUCCUGUGACAGUUGAGGAACAGCUUAUUUUAAAAGCAAUAAAAGAGGAAUGCCCAUGGGAGAAUCUCUCCAAGAGGCUUCAAGCAACUCUCACUUCUAAAGAAGAAUGGCACAGAAGAAUAGUUGAACACUGUAUAAAGAAAAGACAACAAUGGAACACCUCUUUUGCUCGCAAAGUGUGCAGAGAAGGUGAAUAUUAUGAAGACAUGAUGCGCUACUUGAGAAAGAAUCUAGCGCUGUUCCCUUAUCACCUUGCUGAGUACGUUUGCCGAGUGAUGAGGGUAUCACCUUUUAGAUAUUACUGUGACAUGAUAUUCGAGGUCAUGAAAAAUGAGCAACCAUAUGAUAGCAUCCCGAAUUUUAGUGCUGCAGAUGCCUUACGGCUUACUGGAAUUGGGAGAAAUGAAUUUAUCGAUAUCAUGAACAAGUGCAGAUCUAAGAAAAUUAUGUGGAAGCUAAACAAGUCCAUUGCAAAAGAACUUUUACCUACACAACCUGUGGACUUUGCAAUUGAACCAUGGUGGGGAGUCUGUCUUGUCAACUUUACCUUGGAAGAAUUUAAGAAACUCUCAGAAGAAGAGAUGGCAACAAUUGAUAAAGUUUGUAAGGAGGAAAAUAAUGCAUAUAUCCUAUUUGAUCCUGACAUUAUAAAAGGUCUGUAUCGACGAGGAUUAAUCUACUUUGAUGUCCCUGUCUACCCCGAUGACCGUUUUAAAGUUUCCAGGCUUGAAGGGUUUGUUUCAAAUAGGGAUCAGUCUUAUGAGGAUCCUAUCGAGGAGUUGCUCUAUGCAGUUUUUGUUGUUUCAAGUGAGAAUGCUACUGUUGCUGAACUGGCAACAACUUUGCAGGCUGACCUUUCUCAAUUGCAGGCUGCUGCAUCCUUUGCUUGUCGACUUGGGUGGGCUGUAAAAUUGAUUGAUCCAGGAUCCAUUCUUCAAGAUACAAGUAUACCUGGCUCUCCUAAAAUCGCUCUAAGCGAUGAAGAAGAUGCUGCUUAUGCUAGUAUAAGCUCAAAUGUGUUCAAUGAUGGCGAUGUUGCUCAGCAAGAAGAUAUUUCAGGAAUUGAAAACUAUGGGCUGCAUUCCGGCCAUGCUCGUGUUGCUUUUAUUGUUGAUGCUAAUAUAACUUCAUAUCUUAUGAUGGGAUCAGUUUCACCAGGCCUGAAAUCUCAUGCUGUAACACUAUAUGAGGCUGGGAAAUUGGGUCAUGCUAGCAUUGCUGAUCUUUGCAGGGAUCUGAGUACUUUAGAGGGGACAAAAUUUGAAGGAGAAUUGCAAGAAUUUGCAAAUCAUGCCUUUAGCCUUCGUUGUGUCUUAGAAUGUCUGCUAUCAGGUGGAAUUCCUACUGUGGGUACUUUGGCUUCAAGCAAUGAAGAGGCCACUAAUUUGAUAGCUGAUAUUUCAUUGACUGACAAAUUAGGAUCUGGUGCCAAUGAAGCAGAAGCAGACAUUGAUCGUUCCACUAAUUCAGGAAUGCAUCAGGAUGAUACUCAUCUGGCUGAAUAUGUUACUGGUAGUUCUGCUGCUGAAACAUCUAAUGUCUUAUCUGAAGACAGUAAUUACAUAAGUGAAGUCUCUAAGUCAGUCCAGAAUGAUGAGAAACUCAAUCCUGUUGAAGGGUCUGAUGUUGGAAGAGAAACUUUAAGGAGGAAAAGGAAAUAUCGUGUGGAUAUUCUUCGCUGUGAAAGCUUGGCUGCUUUAGCACCAGAGACUUUAGAUAGGCUAUUUCUUCGUGAUUAUGAUAUUGUUGUAUCUAUAAUUCCUCUUCCUCCUUCAUCAGUCCUUCCUGGACCAAAAGGUCCCAUCCACUUUGGUCCUCCUUGUCAUUCAUCUUUGACACCAUGGACGAAAUUGGUGCUAUAUUCAAGUGUAGGUAGUGGGCCUUUGUCAGUUGUUCUGAUGAAAGGACAAGGUUUACGCAUGCUUCCUGCACCUUUGGCUGGUUGUGAAAAAGCCCUUAUAUGGUCUUGGGAUGGUUCUACAAUUGGAGGGUUGGGAGGCAAAUUUGAAGGGAGUUUGGUCAAGGGAGGUGUACUAUUACAUUGUUUAAAUUCACUUCUUAAAUACUCAGCUGUCCUAGUGCAGCCUCUCAGUAGGUAUGACCUUGAUGAAUCCGGAAGAAUCGUUACUAUGGAUAUACCAUUGCCCCUCAACAACUCUGAUGGUUCAAUUGCUUGCAUGGAGAAUGAAUUGGUUUUAUCUGAAGCUGAGAGAUUGAAAUUGAAUUCCCUGUUAACUCAGUUGACAAAGAAGUUGGGAUUGUCUACAAUUGGUUAUGUUCGCAUGUUGAAGCUUUUUAAUGAAAGAGAGUCGGACUACUUUGCACCUGAUGAUCAGAAUUAUGAAUGGGUACCACUAAGUGUGGAAUUUGGGAUGCCCCUUUUUAGUCCAAAAUUAUGUAAUGCUAUAUGUAAAAGGGUUGUAUCAUCAGAGUUGCUUCAGUCAGAUUCUUUUACUGGGCAUCAUGAUGCAAUGCAAGGUCUGCGGAAGAGGUUGCGUGAUAUUUGUGCAGAGUACCAAGCAACAGGUCCUGCUGCUAAACUUCUUUACCAGAAAGAGCAGUUUAAGGACUCAUCUCGACAUCUUAUGAACUAUGCUAGUGGAAGAUGGAAUCCCCUGGUGGACCCUUCUUCUCCCAUUUCAGGAGCCAUGAGUGAGCAUCAGAGAUUAAAACUUGCUAAUCGGUUUCGUUCUCGUACUGAAGUUCUGAGUUUUGAUGGUAGCAUUCUGAGGUCGUAUGCUCUAACUCCAGUUUAUGAGGCUGCUACAGGGCCUAUUGAAGAAACCUCAUUGGUGAAUCCAAUAAAAGCUGAUUCUGAUGAAGCUGAUAGCAAAGAAGUUAUUCUUCCAGGUGUUAAUCUUAUUUUUGAUGGUUCGGAACUGCUUCCUUUCGAUAUAGGUGCUUGCCUGCAGGCCCGGCAACCAAUUUCCUUGAUUUCAGAGGCUGCAGCAGCAUCAGCUGCAAUUAAAUAGAUCUCUUUCUGCAACUAUCCUGCUUGAGUUGGAAAGAUAGAAGACUGUCUGCAUAGAACAAAUGGAAGUUGUGAAACAUUGGAUCCCUCAUACCAGCGUUAUUGUGAUUGUUUGGUUCACCUGUUGCUUCUUUGAGAUUGCUUAUUGCACAGGCUUGGGCUUAUCUGAGGUGGUAUUAUUGAAGGCUUUGGCUGAAGCUCGUAUGCAAAAAAGUGAAAAGAAAAGAAUGAUUGUUUUUGUGAAUAUAUGAAGCAUUAAAUGCUUGAAAGAUUGGCUGGCUCUGACCCUACUGCUAACCAAUAAUAGGAAGAGUAGAACACAUUUUAUUUCCCUGAAAGUCUAAUUAUGAAGUAAACCUGCACAUAAAUUUGUGGUUUGAUAAUUUAUUGUAGCAUGCAUGUAGAAGGGGGGAAUUUUCAGUGUGAAGCAGUGAAAAAAUUUUUUACCUAUCGCAAAAGAAUUGUUCUUUAUUGCAAUUUUUGCUAGUGCAGCUUGUUUUCCAUUUUGUUUGAGGAGCUGAUGCUUUGGGAAACUGGAUGACUGAGCUUUUUUGCUUUUAAAUAAGCUUGUGGUGUGUAAGGAUUGUGAAGUGGUCGAAAUCGAUGAAAUUUUUUGAUGAGGAUGCCAAUUGAAC